AUGGAACCACAAGAUCCGCAGCUAAAAGAGGACAUCAAGACCACGGCAAGCUACAUAAAGCAACAUGGCACCAGUUUUGAGAGCAAAUUACUAGAAGAUGAGAGGUUUUCAUUUAUUAGAGAGGAUGACCCACUUCACGAAUACUAUAUAAAAAUCUUGAGUGACACAACUGUCGGAAAUGAGGACGAUGUGGGAAGGAGAGAGCGUGAGAUAGCGAGACCACAAGAUUUUGUAUUCUCUGAGUAUGAUUCUGGAAUAUCGCGAAGAGACAUCGAGAUUAUCAAAUUAACAGCACGCUACUGUGCUCAGGAUGAAAAUAAUCUUAAACGUAUAGCUUCAAAACACGGUGAAGGCAUGUUACAAUUCAUAAACGAUUCACAUCCACUGCAUAAGACAUUUACUGAUUUUAUUGCCCAAUACAAGCGCAUAAUCUCUUCCAAGGGUCAAGAAAUAAAGAAAAGUAAGAGAGACAUCAUUGACGAGUGUUUUGCCAGAGCACGGUACUGGGAGUUCGCAAAGGAUCAAGACCGAGAGCACGAUAAGCUCCUUGAGUCAUGCAAAAUACAGUUUGCGGCCAUCCCAUGGGAUAAGUUUACACAAGUCGCGAAAUUCCUCAUUCCUGAAAACACAAAUACUUUGCAAAAUGCUCUCGAUUUACCGCAGAUGAGGCUCCGCACGGUACAACCCGAUAUGAAGAUAUUCGACAGUAUUAGACCAGUAAAUGAAGAAGAAAAGGCAGCAUCUGACCCAACAAAGCUCAAAGAAGGAGCCCCUAAGAGCAAGAAACGUAAGAUCAGAGCAGCGGGAGAGACAAGAUUGAAAAAAAGCAAGAAGUAA
Molecule: messenger RNA, 837 nt
Organism: Saccharomyces kudriavzevii IFO 1802
Lineage: Eukaryota; Fungi; Ascomycota; Saccharomycetes; Saccharomycetales; Saccharomycetaceae
Gene: PRP21
Product: Prp21p
Exons: 1
Coding region: 1-837 (278 amino acids)
Biological process (GO): regulation of alternative mRNA splicing, via spliceosome; mRNA cis splicing, via spliceosome
Cellular component (GO): U2 snRNP; U2-type prespliceosome; catalytic step 2 spliceosome
Molecular function (GO): RNA binding
Source: RefSeq, a predicted model, not a curated record